UUGAAAUAGCAACAUCCGUAUAAAAAAGUUAUACACAAACAACAUGGUGGAUCAGCUGUUUUCAUUUUUCUUCAUCAGUAAACUGUUUCUAUAAACGAAGCAUUGUAUGGUCACAUAGCCAUGUGUGAAUUAAAAUGGGCUCCAUCGCAUCGGUGCUGCAAUGGCAUUGUCAGGCGUGUGGUCAGAUCAACCCAACGGAGAGUGUAAAAUGUUUAAAAUGUGGUACAAAGAGAAUUUCGAGUCAUGACAGUGGAUCACAAAAACGCUAUUUUACCGGAGAUUCAUCAUCAGAAUACGCUUCUCGCACGGAAAAAAGUGGAGGCACUACCCCUGGCUCGGAAACUAUCGUUAUACCGACAACAAAUAAUUUCAAUAGCGGAUGGUCGUGCGUGGGAUCGGCGCCGCUGGCUCGGCGCGCAUGGCGCUGUGGCUGUGGCCUCCGCAACGUGUCCGCUGCGUGGCGCUGCACUGCCUGCGAUGCUCUCGCUCCACAUGCACCUGUAUACAGACUGUCUGAUGAUGAAGAGCAAGCUUCAGGGAUGACGGACAAGGAUAAAUCAGCUCAAGAUAACACUAUGAUAAGGUCCAAUACCCUAGCUGUCCCUUCAUACAAACCUUCAUCCAGUUAUGCGGAUGGUCGUCGUCUUAAUCUAGAUAUACAGUCACUGCGUUUAUCACCCACCCAGCUCACAGACCAGGCACAUGGGGUUACCAGGUCCCUGUCCCACGGUUCUGUGAUCAAUUCCCAACAGAAGUGGUGGAAUGUCGAAGAGACCAGAGGCACCAUCAAUAGACCAACAAGUCUCAUGGUCUCGGAGAGAUAUGGUUUCAAUACCACCCAGUGUAACCCUCGAGAAUCAUUCCUAAGGAGUUUACAUUCAGUGACUAGAAAACCUAAGAAAUGCAACGAAAGCAAAUCUAAUUGGGAAUUGAAUUAUGUAAAGGAAUAUCAAAGAGAACAGAGUAAAGCUUUGUAUUUGAAGAAAUGGGCUUGCAGUAAAUGUACCCUAGAAAAUUCUGGUAUAAGAACCCAUUGCGAAGCUUGCCUUUCUCCUAGAAUAUCGCCUUUGUCAAGAAUCUCGAAUACGAGAGGUCUGAGUGUGACUACUUUAGGUAGACACGAGACUGCUAGCGGUAGAGAUGGGGCUACGUCUCUUCCUACUUCGGGCGGUGUCAUGAUCACUGUACCAGAUUGGCCUCAAACUGGUAGUUCUAUAGGAGAGUCGUUCCGAAGAUCGAUUUCUGCUCAGAACUCACCAGAAAUAAGACCAACAUACCGACGAUCUUUCUCUGAACACACAGAGAAUAGACCGGUCGGUAAAGUUAUUUCUAGCAGAAGAAGUUUGAGUGAUUAUCAUAAAUCGUUAGAAUAUGCUAAUGUUAAAGAGACUGAAAAGAAGAUAGAAGAAGGAAAUACAGAGUUGAUUGAUAAAGAAUGUAGUUGGGAUACUAAUGCUGAAGGUGUAAUCUAUGCUUUACCUAAUAAAGGGAAAUAUAAAGAUUUAAAUUUGCAACUGCAAGUUAAUAAUAACGGUACUAAAUAUUCUUACGUGUCCGUUCAGGAUACAAAAACGGUGAUGAGUAAUUCACAGAAUGAAGCUUUGUAUUCUAAUGAUAUAAAUGAUGGUGAUUAUGCAAGGAUUGAUGAAUUAUUGGGUACAGAGAACUGUAUAUCACCUGCUAGUGAUGCUCAGAACAAUAUCAGGAGUUCCCACGUGAAGGAACCGGGUACUAAAGUGUAUAAUAUGUUGCCAUCUAUCGGGAAGGUGUCACAUCCGAGGGAUACUAAAGUGACUUCUACACAACCUGUUGGUCGCAUGUGGCAGUGCAGUGAGUGCUGGUUUGCGUACAACGUGUGGGGUGCGCGGUGCGACGUGUGCCGCAGCGCACGCCCACCCCACGCCGUCACCAUCGCACCCCACGCGCACCCCACGCCCGCCCCACACACCCCGCACACCACGCACCCCGCGCACCCCGCACACCCCACAGACAGGGAACAUGCCAGUCCGCGGCCAUCCGAGGCCAUCGCGGCUAAGCAAGAGACGAGCCGAUCAGAGCCGGUCAAGAAGCUGCAGGUGCCGAUCGCUUCCUUAGACCAUGACCUCAACAGUGACGAACUGCUUUUUGCUGUCGUGUCUAGUACGGAAGGUGGUGGCGGCGCAGGCGCAGGCGCGGCGGCGGGGGCGUGGUCUUGCGCUCGUUGUACUCUCGUCAACGAGCCCACGGCGACAGCCUGCGCCGCCUGCGCAGGUUCCCGUCCACCACAACACACCUACUGGUCGUGCAGUUGCUGUACACUGCGCAACCCGCAGUCUGCAGCGCUGUGCCUGGCCUGCAAGACUCCGCCUGUACCUCGCCACGGCCUGCCCACUUCAGCCACGCCCACGCCCACGCCCACACCCACACCACAAGAUACCCACGCACAAAUCACUGGUCGGAGUCCGUCCCCAAGGCGCGGCAGCCGGCACACCCCCGCCCUCCCUCGCCGCGCCCACGCCCACAAGACACCGCCCCCUGAGAACAAGGCGGAGUCAGGUGAGUGGGCGUGUUCAGAAUGUACGUACGUGAACUGCGCGUCAACAGGCGCAUGUGACAUGUGUCAGUCUCCACGCAGCCGUCUGCUGCCCGCAGCUCCGGACCAGAUCUCACUGGACGACGAUGAUUCACCGGAUGGUUCUGAGGCGGAGCGACAAGAGAGUACGCCCAUGGAGAUAUUGCGGCUGCGAGAGGAGAGCCACGCCUGGACACAGUGGCAGGAGGUGCUCGCACAGUGCUCCGCUAGUGGGGAGCCGUACGUGGACGAGUCGUUCCCAGCGGCUGCGAGGUCGUUGUACUACGGCGGCAGUACCGGCGAGGGCGGGGCGGCGGCGCGCUGGCUCCGCCCGCACCAGAUACACGUGGACGCUGACCCACGUCUGCCCUGGGUCGUGUUCCGGGACCCCAGACCCUCUGAUAUCUCGCAAGGUGUUUUAGGUAACUGUUGGUUGCUCUCAGCUUUAGCCGUACUCGCUGAGAGGUCAGCUUUGGUACGCGGUGUUGUGGUACGAGGUGAACCAGCUCGCGGCGCGUACCAGCUUCGUUUAUGUAAAGAUGGCCGCUGGCUCACUGUAACUGUUGAUGAUCUGCUCCCGUGCAAUAAAAAAGGACAGCUCGUGUAUUCACAGGCUAAAAGAAAACAGCUUUGGGUGCCGCUGAUAGAAAAGGCGGUUGCUAAACUUCACGGCUGUUAUGAAGCGCUGGUCUCCGGCAGAGCUAUUGAAGGUCUGUGCACGCUGACGGGUGCUCCGUGCGAGUCUGUGUCGCUGCAGGCGGGGGGCGGGGCUGGCGGCGCUGGGGGCGGGGCUGCGGGCGGGGCUCCUCUGGAGCAGCUGGACAGAGACCUGGUGUGGGCGCAGCUGCUCUCCUCGCGUCAGGCUUGCUUCCUCAUGGGCGCCAGCUGCGGGGGUGGCAAUAUGAAGGUCGAUGAAGAGGAGUACCAGCGUCUUGGUCUACGUCCUAGACAUGCGUACUCCGUGCUGGAUGUGGUGGAGCUGUGUGGUGUCACUGGGGGCACUGGUGAGCCCCUACGUCUGCUGCGGCUACGCAACCCGUGGGGGCACUACACGUGGAGAGGGGCGUGGGCGCACGCGUGCCCCCGCUGGACGGACGCAUUACGUAGAGCUGUCGCACCUCAUACUGCUCCAGAUGAUAGAGAUCACGGCGUCUUCUGGAUAGGAUUUGAUGAUGUACUCAAGUAUUUUGACUGCAUCGAUAUCUGCAAAGUGCGGGUAGGAUGGCAUGAGACGCGGCUAGCUGGUAUCCUACCUCCGCUAUCCUCAACUCGUCACCUCACCUGUCUACUGCUGACAGCCACACAUCCUACAGAAGUCGACUUCACACUCUUCCAGGAAGGACAGAGGAAUUCAGCGAAGAGUCAGCGCUCGCAGCUGGAUCUGUGUGUGGUUGUGUUCCGCACCAAGUCUGGACCCAGCGCGCAGGUCGGCAAACUCGUCGCGCACAGCAAGAGACAGGUCCGUGGUUUCGUCGGCUGUCACAAGAUGUUGGAGAAGGGCUUCUACCUCGUAGUGUGCCUGGCCUUCAAUCACUGGCACACCGGUCUGGAGCUGGCGGACAGUUCUGGCUGGCCUCGUCAUGUGCUGGCUGUUCACUCCUCCAAGCCUCUGGCAGUGGAACGGCCAUCGCUGCAUCCUCAUAUAUUAGCUGAUGCUAUUAUAGGAUUGACCCUCGCAAGAGGACAACGCCAUGAAGGAAGGCAGGGAAUGACUGCUUAUUAUCUUACUAAGGGUUGGGCGGGGCUGGUUGUGAUGGUGGAGAACCGGCACACUGAUAAAUGGAUCCACGUGAAGUGCGACUGCCAGGAGAGUUACAACGUUGUCUCAACGCGAGGAGAACUCAAGACCAUCGACUCCGUGCCGCCGCUUCACAGGCAAGUAAUAAUAGUGCUGACUCAGUUGGAGGGUAGUGGGGGGUUCAGUAUCGCUCACCGGCUGACACACAGGCUGGCUGGUGGUGCUCGGCUGCAGGACUGGGCACCCAGAGCUGCUGAUGAACCUCACCAUCGACCACCUCUGGCGCGACGUCUUCACGGUCUGCAUGCACCACGUCUCAUCACAUAGACAUAGACUAUAUACUCUCUUAUAUCAACCAGAGACAACAUUUAUAGACAACAGACUUCUUAUUAAUCAGAUUUUACUAGGAUUUUCAAAUCAGAUCAAUGUAGUAACCAAGAAAAUAACAAUCCGGUCUUUUUCCGACAGGGGUGAUCAACAUUUCACAUGUAAUAAACUUUCAUUUUUAUUUGACGGAUUUUUAUCGGCUUUCGUCGUCUCUUCACACUAAUCGGACGUCAAUCCGGUCUUUUUAUAUAUUUAUCAUAUAGACAGGGGUUACCAACAUUUCACAUGUAAUAAACUUUGGCUAAAUAUAUUAUCACAAAAUU
Messenger RNA from Papilio machaon (common yellow swallowtail), 4939 nucleotides. RefSeq names its product calpain-D (gene sol). The coding region runs from base 135 to 4616 and encodes 1493 amino acids. Gene Ontology annotation, molecular function: calcium-dependent cysteine-type endopeptidase activity. Gene Ontology annotation, cellular component: cytoplasm. The transcript is spliced from 21 exons. NCBI's taxonomy places the organism in Eukaryota, Metazoa, Arthropoda, Insecta, Lepidoptera, Papilionidae. The record is from RefSeq and is a predicted model, not a curated record. Gene Ontology annotation, biological process: proteolysis.